CAUUGAUGCUGACUACACUGGCAAACCUCUUCCUGAGGUCAUUUGGUUAAAAGAUGGAAAGGAGAUUGACAAAACAACACCGAGAAUGGAGAUCAAGACCACACUUACACGUACCAUCCUGACAGUCAAGGACUGCAUCAGAGUGGAUGGUGGCCACUUUGUCCUCAAGCUUGUCAAUGUGGGAGGAGUAAAGAUGGUCCCUGUUAGUGUUAAAGUUCUGGAUAGACCUGGUCCUCCCGAUGGCCCACUGGAGGUUAAAGGUGUCACAGCUGAGAAAUGUUAUCUGCACUGGAGCCAUCCUUCACACGACGGUGGAGCUAGCAUCUCUCACUACAUCAUUGAGAAGCGAGAAACCAGCCGUUUGUCGUGGACCAUGGUUGAGCCCAAGAUCCAAGCAAUCAGUUACAAAAUCACCAAACUGCUUCCUGGAAAUGAAUACAUCUUUAGGGUCACUGCUGUCAAUAAAUACGGUGUUGGUGAGCCUUUGGAAUCAGAGCCGGUUAUUGCUCGUAACCCUUUCACCACUCCCAGUGCCCCAUCCACUCCAGAGGCCAGUGCCAUCACCAGGGACUCUAUAGUACUCACCUGGGAGAGGCCUGAGAAUAACGGAGGAGCUGAGAUUGAAGGAUAUGUUCUUGAAAAACGUGACAAAGAUGGCAUCAGAUGGACUAAGUGCAACAAGAAGAGGCUGAAUGAUCUGAGAUUCAGAUGCACUGGUCUCACAGAGGGCCACUCUUAUGAGUUCAGGGUGUCGGCUGAAAAUGCUGCUGGUGUGGGAAAGCCUAGUGCACCAACUCCAUACAUCAAGGCCUGCGAUGCCACUUAUCCACCAGGACCUCCUGAGGGAGUAGGAGAGCAUGUGGACUUGCCUGGGUCCGUGAUCGCUGCAGAGAAGCUGGAGGCUCCAGAAGUUGAACUGGAUGCCGAUCUGAGAAAGAUGGUCAAUGUUCGUGCUACUGCCACCCUGCGUUUGUUUGUGACUAUUAGAGGAAAGCCUGAGCCUGAGGCAAAUAUGUGCUGA
Acanthochromis polyacanthus (spiny chromis) is the source of this 1021-nucleotide messenger RNA. Its product is annotated as twitchin-like. Gene Ontology annotation, molecular function: protein binding. The transcript is spliced from 2 exons. The record is from RefSeq and is a predicted model, not a curated record. Bases 86 to 1021 code for a protein of 311 amino acids. NCBI's taxonomy places the organism in Eukaryota, Metazoa, Chordata, Actinopteri, Pomacentridae.